Phycomyces blakesleeanus NRRL 1555(-) is the source of this 705-nucleotide messenger RNA. RefSeq lists its product as hypothetical. The transcript is spliced from 5 exons. Bases 1 to 705 code for a protein of 234 amino acids. The record is from RefSeq and is a predicted model, not a curated record. Lineage: Eukaryota; Fungi; Mucoromycota; Mucoromycetes; Mucorales; Phycomycetaceae.
AUGAAAGAGAUGAACAAAUUGCAAUCAGAGAAGAGUGAUGUAGUCAAAGAAACACUUGAGAUUGUCAGCCAUAAUGAAGUUCAUUUUAAAGACAAAAGUAAUGAAUAUGGCAUGAAUUAUGUUUUUGAAUUGAAUGACAGUGCAGAAGAGAUAGAAACGCCUGCUCGGAUAAGAGACUUACCUCUUUCUGAAUCUGAUGCUGUAUUUAGUAUUGAAGGCAACAAGUAUGCAGCAAGCAAUGAUCUUGACAACAGAGAAAAUGAGAGUGACAAUGACAUGAGUGAUGAUGAAGUCCGUCUCAGAAUUGGGUUUGAUCCACCAUUUUAUUGUGCAGUGAUUUUGAUUUCUAUUGUCAACAAGAUUCUCAAAUUGUUCAAUGAUUCAUUCUGUCUUCCAUUGAGCAUUUCUGGGCUCAAGCAACUUUCAGGAUUAAGCACAUUAACAAAAGGGAUUAAGAAGUAUACUGCUUGUGGUGAAUGUCAUACAAUCUACAGCAAUGAUGAAUCUGUCCCAGUAUAUUACACGUCUCCUGUUUUUGGUAGUAACCUAUUGUGUAAAACACCCUUAUUCAAAAGUGGAUCCGAGUCAACAAUUCCAAAAAAGGCAUAUAUAUACCAUUCGAUUGUAUCAGCAUUGAAAAUGUUUUUUUUUGUUGCCCUGGCUUUGAAAGUGCUAUCAACUCUUGGAAUUGUAGUCCAAAAGUAG